AGCAGCCCCGGGCUAUCUUGGGCAGGGCCGGCCGCCGGACAGACUGACAGAGGGCGCCAGGGGUGCGCGGCCCGCUGGGGCCAGCCAUGGAAGGAGCUUCGUUUGGCGCGGGCCUUGCGGGGGCCGCCGUAGACCCCGUGAGCUUCGCGAAGCGGCCCCAGACCCUGCUGCGGGUCGUGUCCUGGCUCCAUUCCAUGCAUUACACAAUACGACUACACAUGCUUCUGUUUCUGUGGCCCAUCGUCAACGAGGGCUACGUGAACUCCGACGAAGGCCCGGAGCUGCGCUGCGUCUUCAACGGGAACGCAGGCGCCUGUCGCUUCGGCGUCACGCUCGUUGGGCCCUGCACCGGUUCCGCCUGGGCACCGACAUGUCGAUCUUUGCCACCGAACAGCUGCGCAGCGCGGGCCGCCAUCGCCUUCAGCUUCUUCUCCAUCCUCAGUUGGGUGGCGCUCACCCUGAAGGCCCUGCACCGGUUCCGCCUGGGCACCGACAUGUCGAUCUUUGCCACCGAACAGCUGGGCACCGGGGCGGGCCAGGACUACCCUGGCUACCCAGUGGGCAGCGGUGUGGAGGGCACCGAGACCUACCAGAGCCCGCCCUUCACCGAGACCCUGGACACCAGCCCCAAAGGGUACCAGGUGCCCGCCUACUAGUGGCUGGCAAGCCCAGACCAGGGCUGGAAGGCUGCCCCACCGAUGCCAGGCCCGAGACCUCGUGGGACCUCCCUCAGGUCCUCCUGGCCCAACUCCAGAGAUGGAGGGGUGGCCACUGUGGGCCGUCUGGGGCCAAGAGAGGGUAGCCCCCAGGGUGCCUGGGCUAUACCCCCGAGUUCCUCCAGUACCUUUAAUCUCCAGCCUCCAGUGGAUCAGCCUGGGCAGGGGGCCCUUCCCCUCAUGAGGCAGCCAGCCCGGGGCUCACCUGUCCACUCUGGCAUCAGGGAUCCAGCUGCCCUCCAUUGCCAGGCGCAGAGUCUGUCCCAGACCGGGGGCAGGAAUACUGCCCCCAUCCCCAUGCCAUGACCCAGGGAGCAUGGCCACUGCUCCCCGUCCCAUGUCCCUGGGUAGUGACAGUCCUUGUUCCUGUCCUGUUGGUUCACCCUGUGGGGCCGUGUGCUCUGUGUGGAGCCUCCUUCCGUUUCCUGUCACCUGCUCGCUAGAGUAGCCUGGCCCUCUCCAUGUUGUGAUUGUGGUCAAGUUUUCAAGUUUCAACUGAUAGUUUCCCACAGGCAGCCCCUCUCUGUGGUUCCUGCUGCUCAACCCAGCUCCUCCAUGCAUUGGCCCAGGCCUCUUCCUGGGUGUGGGUGAUGCUGGCCAGGGAAGGCACACGAUGGCUAUAGGCCGGGCACCAACCCUCUCCCAGCCCUUCAGUAAGGGCGGCUGGGGACACCUGUGUGCCUGGCAAGACAAGCCUCUUUCGAGGACAGAGGCUCCAUGGUGCCCUGGAGACAGCCAUUCCAUGCAAACCCCUUUACCUUGGCUUCCUGAACCAGUCCUUCAACUCCCUACCCUGCACCCCAUUUUAAGGCCCAGUUUAAGGUUGAGGUCCCUCUGCAUAGCUGACUACUCAUGCAUUGCUCGAAGCUGGCUUUUCACAUUAAACCAGAUGUGGUUGCCACAUUUCAUUCUUACAGACAGAUGCCUCUGGAGUUGCAGUUGAAUGACAACCCUGUACAUUGUAGCAUAGAUCAAUUAUGUGUGGAUAUUUAAGUGAACAUGUUUACAAUUUUUUGUAUAUAUGGAUCUCUCCCUCCCUCCUCUGAAAGAACAAUCCGUGAUUGUGUAUUUUCAGUGUCCCAUGUUCCAACUGCAACUUCUUUACAAUAAAAAAUAAAUGAGUUUACUGUGCCAUAGA
Molecule: messenger RNA, 1854 nt
Organism: Myotis davidii
Lineage: Eukaryota; Metazoa; Chordata; Mammalia; Chiroptera; Vespertilionidae
Gene: SYNGR3
Product: synaptogyrin 3
Exons: 5
Coding region: 87-656 (189 amino acids)
Cellular component (GO): neuromuscular junction; synaptic vesicle membrane
Source: RefSeq, a predicted model, not a curated record